AAACAUCUUUAUCUUAAGAUAGACUUUCAUUGCUCUCAGAACGUCUCUCCCCUGACCUUCUGUUAUUAAGUUCAUGGACAUACAGCGUUAUAGAAUUAGGUGGGGGCUCCGAAGUCUGCGAGUGCAGCUGUGCACAGAUUUAAUCCAGAGACUGACUUCACUAUAGAAGCCACAGUUGUAUCGAUGGUUGGGGAAAGAUAGUGGCAACAAGCAAAGGAGAAGCAGCUCUGACAUACAAAGAAAAUGAGUAUGCUAAAACCAAGCGGGCUUAAGGCCCCCACCAAGAUCCUGAAGCCUGGAAGCACAGCUCUGAAGACACCUACGGCUGUUGUAGCUCCAGUAGAAAAAACAAUAUCCAGUGAAAAAGCAUCCAGCACUCCAUCAUCUGAGACUCAGGAGGAAUUUGUGGAUGACUUUCGAGUUGGGGAGCGAGUUUGGGUGAAUGGAAAUAAGCCUGGAUUUAUCCAGUUUCUUGGAGAAACUCAGUUUGCACCAGGCCAGUGGGCUGGAAUUGUUUUAGAUGAACCCAUAGGCAAGAACGACGGUUCGGUGGCAGGAGUUCGCUAUUUCCAGUGUGAGCCUUUAAAGGGCAUAUUUACCCGACCUUCAAAGUUAACAAGGAAGGUGCAAGCAGAAGAUGAAGCUAAUGGCCUGCAGAUGACGCCUGCCUCCCGAGCUACUUCACCGCUGUCCACUUCUACAGCCAGCAUGGUGUCUUCCUCCCCAGCCACCCCCUCAAACAUUCCCCAGAAACCAUCACAGCCAGCAGCCAAGGAACCUUCAGCUACGCCUCCGAUCAGCAACCUUACAAAAACUGCCAGCGAAUCUAUCUCCAACCUUUCAGAGGCUGGCUCAAUCAAGAAAGGAGAAAGAGAGCUCAAAAUUGGAGACAGAGUAUUGGUUGGUGGCACUAAGGCUGGUGUAGUCCGGUUUCUUGGCGAGACGGACUUUGCCAAGGGGGAAUGGUGUGGUGUGGAGUUAGACGAGCCGCUUGGGAAGAACGAUGGCGCUGUUGCUGGAACAAGGUAUUUUCAGUGUCAACCCAAAUACGGCUUGUUUGCUCCUGUCCACAAAGUUACCAAGAUUGGCUUCCCUUCCACUACACCAGCCAAAGCCAAGGCCAACGCAGUGAGGCGAGUGAUGGCAACCACGUCCGCCAGCCUGAAGCGCAGCCCUUCUGCCUCUUCUCUCAGCUCCAUGAGCUCAGUGGCCUCCUCUGUGAGCAGCAGGCCCAGUCGGACAGGACUAUUGACUGAAACCUCCUCCCGUUACGCCAGGAAGAUCUCCGGUACCACUGCCCUCCAGGAGGCCCUGAAGGAGAAGCAGCAGCACAUUGAGCAGCUGCUGGCGGAACGGGAUCUGGAGAGGGCGGAGGUGGCCAAGGCCACGAGCCACGUGGGGGAGAUAGAGCAGGAGCUAGCUCUGGCCCGGGACGGACAUGACCAGCAUGUCCUGGAAUUGGAAGCCAAAAUGGACCAGCUGCGAACCAUGGUGGAAGCUGCGGACAGGGAGAAGGUGGAGCUUCUUAACCAGCUUGAAGAGGAGAAAAGGAAGGUUGAGGACCUUCAGUUCCGGGUUGAAGAAGAAUCAAUUACCAAAGGUGAUCUUGAGCAAAAGAGCCAGAUUUCUGAAGAUCCUGAGAAUACGCAGACCAAACUGGAGCAUGCCCGCAUUAAGGAGCUUGAACAGAGCCUGCUCUUUGAAAAGACCAAAGCUGACAAACUCCAGAGGGAGUUAGAAGACACUAGGGUGGCUACAGUUUCAGAAAAGUCACGUAUAAUGGAGUUGGAGAAAGAUCUAGCAUUGAGAGUACAGGAAGUAGCUGAGCUCCGAAGAAGGCUAGAGUCCAAUAAGCCUGCUGGGGAUGUGGACAUGUCACUUUCCCUUUUGCAAGAGAUAAGCUCUUUGCAAGAAAAGUUAGAAGUCACCCGUACUGACCACCAGAGAGAAAUAACUUCUCUGAAGGAGCAUUUUGGAGCCCGGGAAGAAACUCAUCAGAAGGAGAUAAAAGCUCUGUAUACUGCCACGGAAAAGCUUUCCAAAGAGAACGAGUCAUUGAAAAGCAAGCUGGAGCAUGCCAACAAAGAGAACUCAGAUGUGAUAGCUCUAUGGAAGUCCAAACUGGAGACUGCCAUUGCGUCCCACCAGCAGGCGAUGGAAGAACUGAAGGUAUCUUUCAGCAAAGGGCUUGGGACAGAGACGGCAGAAUUUGCUGAGCUAAAAACACAAAUAGAGAAAAUGAGACUAGAUUACCAACACGAAAUAGAAAAUUUGCAGAAUCAACAAGACUCUGAACGGUCUGCUCAUGCUAAAGAGAUGGAAGCCUUGAGGGCUAAACUGAUGAAAGUUAUUAAAGAAAAGGAAAACAGUCUGGAAGCCAUCAAGUCGAAACUGGACAAAGCAGAAGACCAGCAUCUCGUAGAAAUGGAAGAGACGUUGAACAAAUUACAGGAAGCUGAAAUAAAGGUAAAGGAGCUAGAGGUACUACAAGCCAAAUGCAAUGAACAAACCAAGGUUAUUGAUAAUUUUACAUCACAGCUCAAGGCUACUGAAGAAAAGCUCUUGGAUCUUGAUGCACUUCAGAAAGCCAGUUCCGAAGGCAAAUCGGAAAUGGAGAAACUUAGACAGCAGCUUGAGGCAGCUGAGAAACAGAUUAAACAUUUAGAGAUUGAAAAGAAUGCUGAAAGUAGCAAGGCUAGUAGCAUUACCAGAGAGCUCCAGGGGAGAGAGCUAAAGCUUACUAACCUUCAGGAAAAUUUGAGUGAAGUCAGUCAAGUGAAAGACACUUUGGAAAAAGAACUUCAGAUUUUGAAAGAAAAGUUUGCUGAAGCUUCAGAGGAGGCAGUCUCUGUUCAGAGAAGCAUGCAAGAAACUGUAAAUAAGUUACACCAAAAGGAGGAACAGUUUAACAUGCUGUCUUCUGACUUGGAGAAGCUGAGAGAAAACUUAGCAGAGAUGGAGGCAAAAUUUAGAGAGAAAGAUGAGAGAGAAGAGCAGCUGAUAAAGGCGAAGGAAAAACUGGAAAAUGACAUUGCAGAAAUAAUGAAGAUGUCAGGAGAUAACUCUUCUCAGCUGACGAAAAUGAACGAUGAGUUACGUCUGAAAGAAAGAUAUGUAGAAGAAUUACAGCUAAAACUUACAAAGGCUAAUGAAAAUGCAAGUUUUCUGCAAAAAAGUAUUGAGGACAUGACUCUCAAAGCUGAACAGAGCCAGCAAGAAGCAGCUGAAAAGCAUGAGGAAGAAAAGAAAGAAUUGGAGAGGAAAUUGUCAGACCUGGAAAAGAAGAUGGAAACGAGCCACAACCAGUGUCAGGAGCUGAAAGCCGGGUAUGAGAAGGCCACUUCUGAGACAAAGACCAAGCAUGAAGAAAUCCUGCAGAACCUCCGGAAGACGCUGCUGGACACAGAGGACAAGCUGAAGGGCGCACGGGAGGAGAACAGUGGCUUGCUGCAGGAGCUGGAGGAGCUGAGAAAGCAAGCCGACAAAGCCAAAUCGCUAACUUAUUUGUUAACAUCAGCCAAAAAAGAAAUUGAACUAAUGUCAGAAGAGCUGAGGGGUCUGAAAUCAGAGAAGCAGCUUCUUUCGCAGGAGGGAAAUGAUUUAAAGUUAGAAAACGGUUCACUUUUAUCCAAGCUUGUAGAAUUGGAGGCCAAAAUAGCUUUACUUCAGGGAGACCAGCAGAAACUGUGGUCAGUGAAUGAAACUCUUAAUUUAGAAAAGGAGAAAUUCUUAGAAGAAAAGCAAGAUGCUGAAAAGCAUUAUGAGCAGGAACAUCUCAAUAAAGAAGUUUUGGCUGUUGAGAGAGAGAAAUUGCUUAAAGAAAUCAAUGUUGCACAGGAAGAACUCUUGAAGAUCAAUAUGGAGAAUGACUCUUUGCAAGCUUCCAAGGUGAGCAUGCAGACGCUCAUCGAAGAGCUCCAGCUCAGCAAAGAUGCUUUGAUUGCCAAGACUGAGAAGGACCAGGAAGAAAGAGAUCACCUGGCAGACCAGAUCAAGAAACUUAUUACCGAAAACUUCAUCUUGGCCAAAGAUAAGGAUGACAUCAUUCAGAAGCUGCAGAGCUCUUAUGAGGAGCUAGUCAAAGAUCAGAAAGCUUUGGUACAGGACAUUGAAGAUCUCACAGCUGAGAAAAAGUCAGCUUUAGAGAAACUGUCCAAUCUCGAUAACACGUGCAUAGCCUUAAAGGUGGAACGAGAUAAUGCUCUUCAGAACAACAGAGAUCUGCAGUUAGAGACGGACAUGCUGCUGCACGAUCAGGAAAAGCUGAAUGCCAGCCUCCAGGCCGCUCUCCAGGUCAAACAGCUGCUCCGCUCAGAAGCCAGUGGGCUCCGCGCACAGCUGGAUGAUGCCAGCAAGGCCCUGAGGAAGGCAGAGCUGGAGACCAUGCAACUCCAGGCCACAAACACAAGCCUCACGAAGCUCUUGGAGGAAAUUAAGGCCAGGCGGGCAGUCACAGACUCUGAGUGCAUCCAGCUUCUGCAUGAGAAAGAAACCUUGGCUGCCUCUGAGAGAAGGCUCUUGGCUGAGAAAGAAGAACUUUUAAGUGAAAAUAGAAUCAUCACUGAAAAACUCCACAAAUGCUCAGAAGAGGCUGCCCAUACUGAGAUGAGCCUGAAUGAGAAGAUCACUUACCUGACUUCCGAGAAGGAGAUGGCUUCUCAGAAAAUGACUAAACUUAAAAAGCAUCAGGAUAGUCUCUUGAAAGAAAAAUCCGCACUGGAAACCCAAAAUGGAGUUUUACUUGCAGAGAGAGAGAAUUCCAUCAAAGCCAUAGGAGACCUCAAAAGGCAAUGUGAUCAAGAGUCUGCAAACAGAAGGAUAAUUGUGCAAGAGAAUAUGAAACUCCUCGGUAAUAUUGACGCUCUGAAGAAGGAGCUUCAAGAGAGAAAAAACGAAAACCAAGAACUAGUGGCCAGCAAGUGCGACCUCUCUUUGAUGCUGAAAGAGGCUCAAAAUGCCAAAAAGAAUCUGGAAAAAGAACACACUCACAUAUUGCAAGCAAAGGAGAAUUUGGAUGCUGAACUUAACACGUGUUGUUCCGAGAAGAACAUUUUGCUGAGAGAUAGCUUGAACCUGCAAGAAGAGUGUCAGAAAUUAAGUGAGGAGAUCCAGGAAAUGCAGCAGUCCUUAAUCCUGGAACAGGAAGCCAGAGCAAAGGAGAAAGAGUCAUCCUUGUACGAAAACAAUCAACUUCACGGGAGGAUGGUGCUCCUGGAGCAGGAGGUGGAGGAGUUAAGAGUGUGUACCGAGGAGUUGCAGUCCGAGAAGUUUGUGCUACUUCAAGAGAAGACCAAAUCGGAGCAAGAAGUGGCAGAGAUAAUUGAGGAGAAGGAACUGUUGACUGCAGAAGCAGCUCAACUUGCUGCCCAUAUAAAGACUCUGAAAAGUGAUUUUGCUGCCUUGUCCAAAUCCAAGGCAGAACUGCAGGAACUGCACAGCUGCCUCACCAAGAUUCUGGAUGACCUUCAGCUGAACCAUGAGGUGACCCUGGCCGAAAAAGCCCAGGUGAUGCAAGACAACCAGAACCUCCUGGCUGAGAAGAGUGAAAUGAUGCUGGAAAAGGAUGAGCUCCUGAAGGAGAAGGAAAUGCUGGCAGAAAGCUACUUCAUCCUUCAGAAAGAGAUCAGCCAGUUGGCCAAAACCAACAGCCAUAUUUCAGCCAAUCUCCUAGAAUCUCAAAAUGAAAACCGUACUUUGAGGAAAGACAAGAACAAGCUUACUCUUAAAAUUAGAGAGCUCGAGACUCUUCAGUCAUUUACGGCUGCUCAAACAGCGGAAGAUGCCAUGCAGAUAAUGGAACAGAUGACCAAAGAGAAGACUGAGACUCUGGCCUCCUUGGAGGACACCAAGCAAACAAAUGCAAAACUACAGAAUGAAUUGGACACACUUAAAGAAAACAACUUGAAAAAUGUGGAAGAGCUGAACAAAUCAAAAGAACUCCUGACUGUGGAGAAUCAAAAAAUGGAAGAAUUUAGGAAAGAAAUAGAAACCCUAAAGCAGGCAGCAGCUCAGAAGUCCCAGCAGCUUUCAGCAUUGCAAGAAGAGAACGUUAAACUUGCUGAGGAGCUGGGGAGAAGCCGGGACGAAGUCACAAGUCAUCAAAAGCUGGAAGAAGAAAGAUCUGUGCUCAAUAAUCAGUUGUUAGAAAUGAAAAAAAGCUUGCCCAGUAACACUUUAAGAGAAUCCAAGUUCAUAAAAGACGCAGAUGAAGAGAAAGCUUCCUUGCAGAAAUCCAUCAGCAUCACUAGUGCCUUACUCACAGAGAAGGAUGCCGAGCUGGAGAAACUGAGAAAUGAGGUCACAGUGCUCAGGGGAGAAAACGCCUCUGCCAAGUCCUUGCAUUCAGUUGUUCAGACUCUAGAGUCUGAUAAGGUGAAGCUUGAGCUCAAGGUAAAGAACUUGGAGCUUCAACUCAAAGAAAACAAGAGGCAGCUCAGCAGCUCCUCAGGUAAUACGGACACUCAGGCAGACGAGGAUGAAAGAGCCCAGGAGAGUCAGCAAAUGAUUGAUUUCCUAAAUUCAGUAAUAGUGGACCUUCAAAGGAAGAAUCAAGACCUCAAGAUGAAGGUGGAAAUGAUGUCAGAAGCAGCCCUGAAUGGGAACGGGGAUGACCUGAACAAUUAUGACAGCGAUGAUCAGGAGAAACAGUCCAAGAAGAAACCUCGCCUCUUCUGUGACAUUUGUGACUGCUUUGAUCUCCACGAUACAGAGGAUUGUCCUACCCAGGCACAGAUGUCAGAGGACCCUCCCCAUUCCACACACCAUGGCAGUCGGGGUGAGGAGCGCCCAUACUGUGAAAUCUGUGAGAUGUUUGGACACUGGGCCACCAACUGCAAUGACGACGAGACCUUCUGAUGAAGCCUCAAGUGGAGGACACGGCUCUCUCAGAUGCACUCGCACUGACACAGCGUAACACCAGCAUUGUGUGUGCAGACUCCAAGAGAACUCAUGGUAUUUUUUACCCCAUCAGCAAAUCUAGGAAAAUAUUUUGAUCUUCAACAAAUUGCCCUUUAGUCUCCCCUUAUGAGUUAGAAGAAUAAAUAUUUAGUAGGUGAGUUUUCACCUCGAAUUUUGUUUUCUUGAUUUUCAAGUUUGAAGACAUUGCACCAGAUGCCAUUACAUUUAUUGUCCCUAGACCUCAUAGAAAAAUCCCUACCCUUAUAAUACCUUAUUUAAGUAACUUUAAAUUAUGCCGUUACUUUUCAUAUUUGCACUAAAAUAUUUCCAGGCUGCAUUUGUAUAUUUAGAUUUUUUGGUUAAGCUUUGACACUGGAAUGAGUUGAAAAAAUGUGCCAUUUUGCAUUUUCAUCUACUCAUUUAAAGUAUUUUAUUCUUAUUCAAAGAAAUAUCUGAGCUCUUUGCACUACCUGUUAUCAGUAGUGCCUUUGUUUCAGGCUUGAUAAUACUUAGGUGUGAUUAUAAAAUCAUGAAGCAGGUAAAGGGAGGGGAAAGCCCCCAAACUGCUGUGGGGACAUUUGAUAAUCUAUAUGCUGCACCCACUUAAUCUACUGUGGUGUUUUGUUUAUUAGUUUUCCAUAAUUUCAGCUUCUAUAUAUUAUAUGUAUAUAUUUUUUAAAAAUCUAUAUUUUGGGAAAAAAAACAUACACAAUGUGUCUUUCUUUUUGGAUAUUUACCUUUUUGAAAAAGAAAACACUUAAAAUGAUCAUUAGGACAUAACGGACUAGGCCAGACAUAGCAUCAUGCGGCUUUGCAACAUUUUCAUUUGUUUGUUUUCCUUUUAUUUCUUAAACAGAUUUAAAUAACUGGAGGAAUUUUCUCCAAUUUUGUUUCCUUCUCUAGCAGGUAUCCCCAGCAGUCAGUUAACAAUAAGCCAGUAUAAAACGCCUAAAUUAACCAGUCUACAAUCUUCCUUUACAAGUUUUUUUUACUGUUUUUAGAUGAAUGUACGAUGAGAAAUUCAACAUUAAUAAUUUUGGAUUUUCUUAUCACAAAAAAGAAAAUGAAGGACCUCAAAGCACCAGAACAGUUUAUCGACCAGUUUGAAUCUAUUUAUCUUCAUUUGAAUGUCUUCUAGAAUAUGUAAAAAGGAAUAAAAUGUAUCUUCCAUGCCACAUGUACAAUAAGAACUUCUAUAAUUGUAUAUAUGCCUUUGAUGUAUUUUCCCCUCAAGAUGAUCAACUGUGUGUUUGACAGUGAAUAUUAAAUCUGUUACCAGUUGAAAUUUUUGGUUAUAAAUGUAAUACAAAUUGUUUCACAAACAGAAAACAUGUAAAGCAGUAUUAAAAUUUGGCCAAACAAGUGUUCUGUAUCUACUUUAAUAAAUGGUUAUUCAUU
Macaca mulatta (Rhesus monkey) is the source of this 8295-nucleotide messenger RNA. Lineage: Eukaryota; Metazoa; Chordata; Mammalia; Primates; Cercopithecidae. The record is from RefSeq and is a predicted model, not a curated record.